AUGCGCUCGCAGAUUGCAUGUACCAGAUGUCGCCGAAGCAAGACCAAGUGCGAAAACACCGGUCAGGGCACGACGUGCAAGGCUUGCGCGAAUACCAACCGCGACUGUACCUGGGACCACGCGGCUGUCGCAAGCAGCACCGGAUCUGUGCGCCGCGACAGCACGGCCGAUUUUGAUGCCCCGCCCAAGAAGCGACGCAAGUUGCUAGCACCAACAUCGACGACAGCGCAACGCUCGGUAGAAGGCUUGGGCUCGCCUGAAGAUGCUCUUCAAUCACCAUUGCUUACUUCCCAGGUCUGGGAAGAGUUGUUUGACAUCUAUGAGAAGCAUUUCUCUACCGACUUCCCCUUCUUGCAUAAGCGAACUUUCCUCAGCUCUGUGCGGCCGCCGCCUUCAUCUGGCAGCUCAUCUGAAAUUAAGACUCCGACUCAAGCUCCAACGCCGCGCGUGUAUGCGCCUUUGCUCUUAGCCUUCCUUACCCAGACUGCUCGUUUCCAUGACAAGCUCGUAGCGCAAAUGGGUAAUGACCCGAUCAGGGUUGCCGAAUUCUACGCAUCAGCGACUCGCACGCAGAUGGGAACGGAUAUCAUUGGACAAGAAGGCAAGAAUCCACCGUGGUGCGCAACGACUGGCUUCAAGAAAUUGGAGGACAAACUCAAGCAGUUGAAGCGCGACCUUCCUGAUCACCUCCAGCUGACAUCGGACAACAACGACGACCGUAGCUACAACUCGCCCGGCAAAUACGUUGCGAUACAUGCAAUGUACACAUUGUGUUUUGUGUGGUUGUACAGAGAGUACAUGCCCACAUCACCAUGGACGUUGACGUAUCCCCGCGGCCCGUUGGAUGAGCCACUAAUUGAUGAGAAACCCCCUGAUCCUGACUACUGGAUCAAGCAAGCCAAAGACUGUUGGAAAGCCUGCCUCGACUUCACAACACUACUUCAUACUAUCGAGAACUCACAAGUUCAUAGCAAUUUAGUACAAACGCCAACGGUAGCUUUCUCUUGUUUUGCCGUUGGAAUAGGCACCAUCUACUGCCACUACUUUCCUCACAUGGACCCGGACGACGCCCUCUCAUCUCGUAAAGACCCUAGAGCCCAUGAUAUCGCAAACGGCUUCCUACUACGCAUUCUGAGUCGCUUCAAGAUGGCCCGCUCGUGGCUAAGUCAACUUGCAGAAUGGCAAAGAUAUUACCGCCGCGAGAAGAAGAAGUACCGAGAACUGAGCGGCCAGAUCGACGAUUCUCCAAAGAGCAACUCCAGCGAUGGUGUCGCUAGCGGUGGGCUGAAAGACUAUGCACAGCUCUUCGAAAGAACGCACAAGCAAUUCGGCGACAUUGCGAACGCUAACGACAACGACGGACAAUGGCCCGACAGGGAUAAGGACCUCGCGGAUACGAGACUGCCGCAUGACGAAGACUCCGCGGAGCGCACCUUGCCUACCAGCGCCGCUUCGGUCAAGCAUGAGAUGCAAGGCGCGUCGGAGGAAAAGUCCAGUAACCAGUCCGGCUUCACUGCCGUCAACCACAACGGUCAACAAACACCUCCAGCUCCUCCUCCAGUCACCCAACCAUCAACCUACGCGCACGGGGGCCGUACGCCUUCUUACGAUCAAAACUCUCACAUGCGCGCCACAGUACAGACUUUACCACAACAACAACCCUACUCGGCAUAUCAAUACGCCAAUACUCAGCAACAGCCCCUGAGAAGUCCCUUCCAGCAGUCUGACCCCCGCCAAUCCCCUGUGCCAGCCCCCGCAUCUGUCCCGAUUCACGGCGUCUACCAGCAAUGGCCACAGGCACGACCGCAGGAGCUACAGGAGCAGAAGGUGAACAUGGAGAUUUGCGGCGCUGCUACUUUCCCCAACGGCUGGGCGGGCGAUGUCAUGAUUGGUGAUAGUGCUCAAGACUUCAAUAACUGGGGCCAGUAUGGCUUUCCGACUAUCCCUGAUAACUCGGGGUAUUAUCAGUCUGGGUAUUCGUAUCCGCCGCAGUAG
This is a messenger RNA of Alternaria ventricosa, 1995 nucleotides long. RefSeq lists its product as uncharacterized. Gene Ontology annotation, biological process: regulation of DNA-templated transcription. The record is from RefSeq and is a predicted model, not a curated record. The coding region runs from base 1 to 1995 and encodes 664 amino acids. Gene Ontology annotation, cellular component: nucleus. Lineage: Eukaryota; Fungi; Ascomycota; Dothideomycetes; Pleosporales; Pleosporaceae. Gene Ontology annotation, molecular function: zinc ion binding; DNA-binding transcription factor activity, RNA polymerase II-specific. The transcript has 4 exons.